AUGGAUUCCUACCGUGAAUACGUGACGAAAGUGCUAGCGUCUUGGACCACCUUACGUCUUGCCGAGGAACAUAUGUUUGGGGGACCAAACACACCACAGAAAAUUAGUGACUUUUUGAGGGAUAUUCCGGAAUUGUUAAUCAGAACAAGAUGCAAAGAUGAAGUCUGUAAUAUGCUAGAUAAUUAUCUCAACAGCAAACUUAACGUGCUUUGCGAUGAUGGGAGCCAGUAUGAAGUAUCACGACUGCUUUUUGAAGGCAAAGAAUUGCACAGAAGAGGCCUCGUAGAUGAAUUGGUACGCAAAAUAGAUAGUAUUCCUUCUCCUUGUGACAUCAAGUCUUGUGUGGCUGAUGAGGAGCUGAGUGAAGUAGGAAAUGAUAGUGAUGAAACGGAUUCAUCCAAUGAUAUGAGUCCUAGUGAAUUUGAACCAAACAUCGAUUAA
Messenger RNA from Protopolystoma xenopodis, 441 nucleotides. Lineage: Eukaryota; Metazoa; Platyhelminthes; Monogenea; Polystomatidea; Polystomatidae. The record is from the annotation of a GenBank genome assembly.